Messenger RNA from Pantherophis guttatus, 8899 nucleotides. It is a transcript of the gene DCAF10, whose product is annotated as DDB1 and CUL4 associated factor 10. NCBI's taxonomy places the organism in Eukaryota, Metazoa, Chordata, Lepidosauria, Squamata, Colubridae. The record is from RefSeq and is a predicted model, not a curated record. Gene Ontology annotation, molecular function: protein binding. Gene Ontology annotation, cellular component: Cul4-RING E3 ubiquitin ligase complex.
GUGGUGGUGGUACUGCUGCUGCUGCUUGUCGUGGCGGCGGGGCCGGGCUCGGGAUGAGCUGGAAGGCGCGGUGGGGCCCUACCCCAGAGCGGUCGCCCCCGGGCGACGGCGACCAGUCGCCGCCCCCUUCCACCUCACCACCCCGGGCGGUGUCACCGAAGUCGCCCCCGGCCUCUUUUACUUCCACCGCCCCGGUCUCGGCUCCAGGCGGGGGGCUGUUCUCUUGGGUGCGAGAACGGGGCCUGGGCCAUGGGGGCCGCUGCGUGGAGCCGGCGAGGGACACUUUCCGGGCCAUGACGAGGCUCUAUGGUGCUAUUCAGCCCGCCGAUUCGGUGUCCCCCAUCACCCGCACCCACGGCGCUGUUUUCAACCUGGAGUACUCCCCCGGCGGAUCAGUGCUAACUGUUGCUUGUGAACAGACAGAAGUCCUGCUGUUCGAUCCUAUCUCUUCAAAGCACAUCAAAACCCUUUCCACUGCUCAUGAGGACUGUGUAAAUAAUAUCAGGUUUCUUGAUAAUAGACUGUUUGCAACUUGUUCUGAUGAUACUACCGUAGCACUGUGGGAUCUGAGGAAGCUAGAUUCAAAAGUGUGCACUUUACACGGUCACACCAGCUGGGUGAAGAAUAUUGAAUAUGAUACUAACACAAGAUUGCUAGUAACAUCAGGAUUUGAUGGAAAUGUCAUCAUUUGGGAUACCAACAGGUGCACAGAAGAUGGUUGUCCACACAAGAAGUUCUUUCACACCCGCUUUCUCAUGCGCAUGAGAUUGACUCCAGACUGCUCCAAAAUGCUGAUUUCCACUUCUUCUGGGUAUCUUCUGAUCUUGCAUGAUCUCGACUUGACCAAAUCUUUAGAAGUUGUCAGUUAUCCCAUUCUGAGAGCCAGAAGAACCACAUCAAAUUCUGAUCUGGCAUCCGUCACUUCACCUGGUCCUAGAAGUGCUGAGUCACCAGGACACCAAGGAGAUUCAGGCCCACGUACUGAGAAACAUACAGUACGAGUUACCCAGCGAGAAGGUGGAUCUCCACGUAAUAGUCUUGAGGUUUUAACCCCAGAGGUUCCUGGUGAGAGGGAUCGGGGAAACUGCAUUACAUCACUGCAGCUCCAUCCCAAGGGAUGGGCGACACUUCUUCGAUGUUCAAGUAACACUGAUGAUCAGGAGUGGACCUGUGUUUAUGAAUUCCAAGAAGGAGCACCAGUGCGGCCAGUUUCCCCUCGCUGUUCCCUCAGAUUGACUCAUUGCAUCGAAGAAGCCAAUGUAGGCCAGGGCUACAUUAAAGAACUCUGCUUCAGCCCAGAUGGUCGAAUGAUCUCCUCCCCACAUGGCUACGGAAUCCGUUUGUUGGGGUUUGACACCCAGUGCAGCGAACUGAUUGACUGCUUGCCCAAAGAAGCCGCCCCCUUGCAGGAGAUCCGUUCACUCUACUCGCAUGGCGAUGUGGUUCUGACUACCAAGUUCUCUCCAACGCACUGUCAGAUUGCCUCUGGGUGCCUUAGUGGUCGUGUUUCUUUAUAUCAGCCAAAGUUCUAGGCUCCCCUUGCCUUCAAAGGAACAUCUCUGUGUUUUUUUAAUUACUUCAGUUUAGUUGGAGUGUUUGCUUUUUUAAACAAGUCUUGUAAAUUUGGACAAGUACAGAGUUAAUAUUGGACUUAAAACUGAUCCCAAGUCCAGUCCUUUAUGUGUGCUGUGACUGAAUUUGCACAUUAGACUUUUGUGUACAUUAUAUCUCUCCGCUCCUGAUAAUUCCAUCCAUAUUUAGAGGUAGCGUGGUAGCACUUGUAAACCUUGUUUUUUCUGUGUGUCUCUUUGUGCAAGAUGUUGGAUGGGCUUGAAGAAGGGAAAACAACAAGCUAAAACCUGUCUGCUGCUUUGUAUCAAAGGAGUGGAGAUCAGCUCACGUGGAUUCUUUGAUUUCUGGAUUUUGCUGUGUAUUUUCUCCUAAGUAAUAGAGCACUUUCUUGCACAUUAGACUAAGUAUAGCCAGCAUUUACAUUAUUUUUUCGUGAACAACUAAAUAGACUGUUAUCGUUACUUUUUUGUAUUUUUCUGCUGUGGUUCAGUUUAUAGGCUGGUACUCUUAAGAACUGUGCAGUGUUAAUUAUCACUCUGUGCUCCCACAUACAAACUUCUCUCAUCUAGGCCCAUCCUUGACUUGCUGGAGAAAGUUUAUUGGGAACUGAAUAACUUAACAUUUUUUCUUUCACACAUUUCUCUUAAAGGAGCAUCUUCUUUUAAGUUAUUGGACAUAUAUUGGAGAACAGAGUAUGUGCCCAACCAUAUAUAUUUACAAUCCAAUAGGAACUUCUAUGCCACAAACCUCAGUGAACAGGAGCUUGUAAGCAAACAAACUGUGGUGGAUCUUUAACCUUUUGUUCAUUUAAAAGAGGCUGGUGCUAGGGAACAUCCUGAGGUUUUGGGUCCUUUCUCGUGAUGGGUUUCAUCGCAACAAAGGACUUUGAAAUUGAAUAAAAUCUUUUUAAAAAAUGUCAGUUUUUAAAUGAAUGCUGCUCAGUGCUGUACUUAUGUUUGCAACCUGAUUAAGGCUAGUUGGCUUUUGAUGUGCCUUGCAAGCCCCCACAGGUAAGCUAUAGCAUGUGAAAAAAAAAAUCCUUAGUGCGCACACCUUACACCCUUUGCAAGAUUAUAGAUAAUUUUAUAUAUAUAUAUAUAUUUAUGUGUGUAUGUGUGUGUGUGUGUGUGUAUAUAUAUAUAUAAAAUUAUCACCAGCUGUAUACGAAAAUCAAAAGAUUUUGCAAAACUAAAUAUUUUCUGUUCCAAGAGUAACACAUUUUUCUAGCAUAUUCGCAUGUGAGAUUUUUUUUUUAAAUCAAAAGUCCUGUUGUUGCCCAGUAGUGGCAUAAGCAGAAUUGCUUAUACUUAGAAGGUUGUUGAAUUUCCAUUGAACAUGAGAUACAUAAAACAUAAAUUAAUUGUGUGUGUCAGUUUCUGCAGUCAUGCAAGUAAGGGUGACAGAUCAUUGGUUCCCUGGAAUUUACAUGCAAAGUGUUCAGUUAAUUGAGAGUCAUUCGGAGACUUAAACAUUUUUGCCAGAUUCUCAUUCCUAUCUGUUUAAACCAUCUAAAACUCAUCUGCAUGACAUUUUUCUAUCUGAUGUCCUGGAAAUUAACAUGAUUGCAUGCCUGAAUGAUCAUUUUAAAAGAAAAUGAUUUUUCCAGUAAGAGGACUAGUUUCAUUUAGCAAUUAGCUGCUCUGCUAGUUGUUCUGAAAAUUAUGCCAAAUAUAGAAUAUAUUUAUAAAGCAGCUCAGAAAAAUAUCAAAUUUCGGAUAAUAGAUGUCUAUAAAUGCUGUUCUGAAAAAAAAUGUGUUGACUGAUUCUCAGAACUCUUAGUGUAGCCACUUUAAUAAGAAACUUGUGGCAUGUGGGAUUAGAAUGUAGCUGUUGAUCACCAUAUGCUCUGUAGAUGAUUUAAUAGAUUAACAUCAAUACGAACAAGCCCAGAACUAUGCUGUCAAUAUAUCUUAAAUUAGACAUAGGAUGCCUACACUUCUUUGUACUUCUGGUGAUUCAGUCUUCGUUUAAUAUCGUUCAUCAUCAGAGUUGAGUUUCUAGCCAUCUAUUUUAAUGGCUAGAAAGGUUUUCUUAAUCCAAAGCCUGCUUAGCCACAUGGUGUAGUUAAAUGGUGCUCUUGUGUAUGUGACAGAAAGGUAAACAAAUAUAUUGUAGAUAUGAGAUGAAUACAAUUUUCAUUUAAAAUUAAGUACAAAUUACUUUUUUCUUGGAUGAUCUGAAUUAGCUAGAUAUGCCCAUAUAAUCAGUUCUUGAAUUUUAAGAUAAAAUCAGAUCUAAAAUCAGUUUGUAGAUCAAAUCUCCAUGGUUGAAAUCCAAUCUUACUUUUUUAUUUUUAAUGUAUUUUUUCCUUAAAAUUUUUAGAACAUGUGCAUUUCUGCUUAAAUUUUAUAUAUACCCCAAAGGCAUUAAAAAAAAUGAGCUGAGCCAGAAAACCAAAAAAUAGAAAAUGCUGGUUGGGCUGCAGAGAGAAGUACUGUAGUCCAUGGCUUAUCAUAGAUAAUUACUUUGUAAAUAAAAAAAUAUGUGGCUAGAUGAAUUAUUGGAAUAGGAAAUGGAGAGCAGGUCCUUGAAACCUUGUUAAGAUUUUAAAUGAAUGGCAAGCAAAUAGGUAGACAGCAGCAUCAUAGAUACUUACUUUGGUCCACCUAAACAUUGAAUGUUGGGACACACUCUUUCUCUCCCUUCCCCCCAACCCCGACUUUUAGAGUAAGCAAUUAAACAUUAAUCUUCCUACAGCAUCUAAACUCUAUAUGAUUCCUGUAUUCCUGCUUUUUUCUUUUGGAGGUUAGGCUGGGAUAGAGGGUGAAAUGUCUGUGUGCUUUUGUUUAUGUACUUGACUCCCUGUCUUUUCUUUUUCCAUUAGAGAUCUUCCUGUACAGUUGCUUCAUUUUAACAUGAGUGUGUAUAAUUUUGGAUGUCCAGUCAGUAGUAAUCUUCCAAGACUACACGUUGUGAGAACUGGCAUGUUAUCCAGGAUCUGAAAACAUUAUUCUUAAAUUUUGUAACUAGUAUUAUAUUUACAGAGUAAAAAGAGUUAUUGUGCUUGGUUCACCUUUUGAGUUAUAUCUGUCAAAAAUAAACCUAAGGCCUAAUGAAUUUACAGAAUAAGAAGGAGAUUCUUGAUAUGCCAGAUUUUUUUUAAGGAGCAGGGUGAUGCAAAGAAGAUUCAUGGUGCUUAAACUGCAUGUAAAGUACAAGCCAGUGAUUAUGAAUCAGAGUUUUGUGUAUGUAUGGGUUAUUAAUUCUGCACUAAGAAAUAUAUAUAUACAUAAAAUGGAAAUAGUCCAGUUGCCAGAAUUUGAAUUCUGUUUAUCUUUCAUGCAGGAUAAGGUUGCAUAAAAGUGACUUCGGAGAUUAAAACUAAGUAUUUUGGAGUGUAGCUCUUGUGUUUUAGCAUGUUCCUGUGAAACUGUGACUCACCCAUGAUGAAAGGUUCUUUGACUAGUCAGGAAAGUUUGAAAAAGUGAACUUCUGUAUGUGCAUAUUGCACAUGCACAAGCAUAAUGCAACUUUUAAGAGCAUAAGUUUCAGGUUGCACUGUUGAAUUCUCAGUUUUUUAAAAAAUUAAGUUAUUUGAUGAAGAAAAUUACUUCCUUUGAUGUCCUUGAGAAUUGCUGUGAUUUGGAGCAGUCGAUAGCGUACAUCUAAGACAGAUGAAUCUGAAUUGAUCCAGGUCUGUAAUGUCUUGAUUUAUCAGCUUACAUUUACCUUUAGAGCUCUUUUUUGAGUACAAGAUUCAAAGGAUAAGAAACAGGGUUUCUUUUGAGUUUUCGUUCAAAAAGAGCAAUGGUUUUCUGAAAUGGAGAGUGCCUUUUUGCUAAUGUCAAUCUUAGUACAGUUCCAUUGACUUUAAAUUACACUAAAAUACUUUUUAAAUUGCUGGUAAAUGUCAUCUCAAAAUUCAAUUAGUUGGCUAUGUAUUUGUGGAUAUGAAUAUACUUCAAAAAAGAUCAGAUGCUGUAUUUGGAAUGAAAUAAUGGCUGCCUAGAUGAUACUAACUUAAAGUACAAUCAUGGUAAUAGAAUCUUCACUAUUACUACCAGUAGCAAGAGUUGCUUAGCAAGUGUGGAACUAUAUAAUGGAAUGAAUGAAUGAAUCAUCAGUAUGAAUGAAUCAAUGUUAUGGUAUCAAAAAUUAUGUUUCAAGUUUUAUGUAAUUUUCUUCCAGAUAAUAUUUCAGUAAGCUGAAUUCUUAAAAGUAUUUUUGUUUAGUCAGUUUAUUUUGAUAAUGGAAAAGCUUCUGGCAUGGUACGUUUUUACCUAUUUAUUAAUUAAACUUUUCAAAUAUUUUACAGUAUAACUAUAAACUCUUGUUACACACCAAAAAUUAACUGAGUAGUAAGAUUCUGCAACAUGUGGAAAAGUAUGCAUAGGGAACAAAUAAUUUGCAUGUAGCCUGAGAGAUUAAAUCUCUGGCAUCUCCCGGUGGUAAAUUGAGUGGCCAAUAAAUAAAGAGAAAGAAAAGAAGAGAAGAAGGAGAGAAAGAAAGAAAUGAAAGACAUAGCCUGAAAUCAGAUGUGAAUGGUUUCUGCUUUAAUGAGGGAGAUCACAUGAAUUAGAUAUAAAAAAACAAACAAACCCACCUUGAACUGGAUAGCUAAUGAAUGGACUUGAUACAAGACUUUUUCAAUCAUUCCUAUGGCUUUUGCAAGCUAAGUACCAAAACACUAAUUCCAGUCACUGAAAAGCAGCCUCCACCUCCAAUUCUAAUACCAUUUUCAAGCAUUUUUUUUUGCACCCAUAAGAAAUAGAACAUUUUCUUUUUUAAAAAAAACCCAAGAUGUUGGGAUUUCCAGGGAGCAUUUUGCACUUUCCCCAGUCCCUAUAGAAUUCUAACAUGCAGCCAUGAAGAUGAUUUGGUGUUUGGAUUACCCCAAUCUAACUCUUCCUAAAGCUUUAAAAAUGCAGAGAGUAAUUGAACGUGGCUUGUAUUUUUUAGUAGAGCUGAAUUUAUUGUAUUGCAAUCAUCAGUGUAAAUUAUAUAUUGCAUUGCAUUUUUAAAAACAUCCUACCUCAUAUCAUGCUUUUCUUUAAACAAAAAGGUAUGCUCAUUUUUAAAAUCAGCAUACAGUAAUUCAUUUUCGAAAUGCAGAAAGCCAGCAAUGCAGAGAUUAUCUUUAUUUUAGGCAACUGAGAAGGGCCCCUUGAAGCAAAGCAAAGCUGUUCAAUAUUCAGCAUGUAGUACUAGAAUGCUGCUGUUUUCCCCCAAUUCUGAGUCCUCCAGAUGUGUUGGAUUACAAUCCCCAUAAUCCACAAUCUGUAUGAGCUUUGUCUAUUUUUUUACAUCACUGCUUUAAAUACUGCUAGACAUAUUGAUUUAGUACUUCAAAACCUUAAUAAAAUUAUAUACUGUGCUGAACUUACUCUUAGCUACAGAAAUGUUCAGUGAUUCUCUGAUCUUUCUGUCUCAUAGUUAUCCUUAAAAACAUUUAGUGAUGUUAAAUUAGAUAGUGUGGCCACAUGGCUUUUUAAAAUGAAACAACAUUUUUGAGUGGAAAUGUUUCGAGCUUAGUUAUUAUUUUGACUUAAUGGAAAUUAACAUUUGACUUUGUAAAAUCCUAGGAACAAUCUGUUCCUUAAUAAGGGAAAAGUUGCUUGAUUAUAAAAAUGCAGCAUUGAAAAUUAACAUUCUUAUGCAUGCCUUUUCAAAGAUCUCCAGUAAACAUUAGCUAUUAUAACUGAUUCAUACCAUUUUUUCCUCUUUACAUUUAUUUAUCAUUUAUUUCUAUAAACAUCUUUUACAUCUGUUUAUGAUUCUGAUCAGAAUAUGUACUAUGCCCAUAUAUGCUUUAAAUGAGUAGCUUAAUCAUAUUUUUGUCCCAUUGUAUAUUAAACUGUAGAAAGCAUGACAUAUCAGCCAAAGCAGAUACAUUGUAUUUAUUGAGUUUGAUACAUGGAUACAAAAACCUUAUAAGAGUUUAUCAAAACACUACUGAUAUGUACAAUUGUAAUUGUUGCUGAAUGUACACUGAGUGCAGUAAUAUAUACAUCAGAUUUGAGAAUGGAUAAAUCUGAGUACUGUAUUUAUAGGGGUAAAAAAGGUUUCUACCGAUAAAACAUUGCCACAUAGGUUGUGAAAAAGCUGGUCAUGUUUCAGUGACAUUGAAAUCAGACUAGAAUUUAUUGCACUGAUUUCAAAAGGAUAUAGAGCACACAUUAAAAUUGCCACUUAUUCCAAGUUCAAAAUUCACAUUGAAAACAAUCAGCUAUGGUUGGCAACAUCAUCUGAAAGACAGUUGGCCCAACAACAUUGAUCUUCUGGCAUAAUGUACAAUGGUAAGAAAAUGUCAGAUGUUUGGGGAUCAAAACGUUGAAGCUCUAUAAUGCGUCUAAGGAACAAGAGUACACGCAUUCUUGAACAUGCCCCAGAGUUAAUUUGUUAGCAUGCAAAUUCAUGUGGAAAGUAUUCCUUGAGCAUGAAACCAAGUGCUUUGACAUUGUAUACCAGCUAUAGAUGAUCAGAAUUGGAAGCUGUUACAUAUUUUGCAUGUUUUUCUCUCAAAUAUUUUUAUAGGAUGUCUCUGAACACCUGAAUACUUUCUUUUCCCCUUUUUUGUAAUGAAUGUCAGGGAUCCAAUUGGUUUUAGCUCUAAAGCAUGGGGAAGGCUGAAAUUCUGAAUAAACAUGGAAUAAACUGUUGGAUGCUAUUGAACAUAUUCCAUGGACAGGAUUUCAUUGCAAAAGUUAGCAGAUAGAGAUUUGAUGAGUUCUGUAAAAAGAAUAUGAUUUAGCAUUUUAUAGUUAGCUUUGGAGAGUAUGAAUCUCAAAAUAUCAAUCACAUUUCUACUUAUAUGGAAAAUAGUUGCAUAAAAAUCGACUGGUUUCCAGCUUCAAUCUAAAAACAGAUUGGGUAUGGCUUCCACAUAUGUAUGAAUUCUAUAUAGUGGUUUUUGGAAUUCCAUAUGUCCAUUUAUCAGACAGAGCUGACCAACUGAUACUAGUUUGGAAAGGAGAACUUUCCUCCCUUUUAAAGAUCAUUGUGGAAAACUUGAGUGAAAUUUAGAGACCACUACAAUGGAGAAUUAUUUCCCAAAUGUCAAAACAGAAAAGUAAAAAAAUGGAUAGAGUUGAAAUGUACAUUAAUCUAAAGCCAGUUCUUUAAAUAAUUUACAUCCCAUUUGUUAAUAGCUUUGUUGUGUCAGCUUAUUUGUAAACAUAUUUCUAUCUCGUGCAAAAAUAUUUUUUUUAAAUAUGGAAGUACAAAUUUGUGCAUGUAGAGUACUUUGAAAUUAUUUCAUAAAAGGUGUACAUUUUAAAUACAUCUACAAGAACUGUCUAGGAAAUGUAUUUACUCUUACACGGGUGAUGUAAAUGUUUGAACAAUUUCUCUUGCUUGCUUAAUAAACACUUCACAUUCAUACUCUGAA